Messenger RNA from Alosa sapidissima (American shad), 2885 nucleotides. RefSeq names its product zinc finger DHHC-type palmitoyltransferase 23b (gene zdhhc23b). Gene Ontology annotation, biological process: peptidyl-L-cysteine S-palmitoylation; protein targeting to membrane. Gene Ontology annotation, cellular component: endoplasmic reticulum; Golgi apparatus. NCBI's taxonomy places the organism in Eukaryota, Metazoa, Chordata, Actinopteri, Clupeiformes, Clupeidae. The record is from RefSeq and is a predicted model, not a curated record. The transcript is spliced from 5 exons. Gene Ontology annotation, molecular function: protein-cysteine S-palmitoyltransferase activity. Bases 371 to 1672 code for a protein of 433 amino acids.
AUUGACGUCAGGAUAUAGGGAAGAGCCUAGGCUCUUCACUUCGUAAACAGAACAGGCAGGCGUGUCAGAAAUAGCCUAUUUGACGACCGCCGCUCUCGCACUUUUAAACUUUCAACUUGGCCAUCAACAUCAUCGAGGGCUAUCUUCGUAGUGGCGUCAUCUGGAUAUGACCACUGCGUUUGCAUUAGCCGGACGAAAAGCUGAAAUGGACAGAAAUGAAACUAGAUGAGUGACAACCGUCAGGCGGAACCACAGUUAAACUAAUGUGUCGGGUUUGAAUGGAAAAUCCACACAGUUACUGAUGUGCAGGUGUGUUAUGUGACCUCUCUUUGAGCCAAGAUACCAAUUAUUGGCCAACACAGUGGGCAUCAUGAAGAGGGGGGUCCAUAAGCCGCCGGAGCCUGAUGACCCCUUGUGCUGCUGUGAGUAUGUGGACAGAAAGGGAGGCCGGAACCAUGUGGCGGCGUGUUGCUGCGACUGCGAGGACCUGGACGAUGCGUGUGAUAGGUGGCUGAAACGGGAGGCUCAAAAGCCAGACUCUUUGUCUCGAGUGGUAGACUCUGUGUCUGACCGACUACGGGUGCCGUGGAUUCAGGGGGCGAAGCGCGUCGACUUGUCCCUGCUCCCGCCCCUUGUGUUGCUUCCUGUCCUGCUGCGCAUUGCAGCUUUGCACAUCCUUCUGGGAGUUGUAGUCCUGACAGCACUUCCUGGGCUGGUGCUGUGGUACUACUACUUCACUCACCGCAAGAAGGGCCGCACGCUGUUCUUCCUGAGUCUGGCGCUCUUCUCUCUGGGCUACAUGUACUACCUCUUCAUCACAGAGAUAGUCCCCAGCGGCGACGUCACGUCCACUCAGCUGGCCACAGUGACGAUGGGUGUGAUUCUGACUCUCGUCUCCCUUGUCCACACCAAGAGGGGCCCGGGCUAUGUCAAGCCCCGCCUGUCUGAAACCCACAGCACCGUCACCUAUCACAGUCCACUUCCUGAUAAGGACUCCUCCCACCUGAACGGAACCAGGCACCAGGUGGUCAUAGCCAAUCGGGGGACGGCGGUGCUGGAGCACAAAACCAGUGACGGGGCAGUGGAGGAGGUCCCAUCGGGGCAAAUGGGCAGUAAGAAGAAGAGCUGGUGCCCCUGGUGCAGGACAGUGCGCCCCCCGCGGGCUGGACACUGUCGCAUCUGCAGUGCCUGCAUCCAGCGCUUGGAUCACCAUUGUGUCUGGAUUAACAGCUGCGUGGGGCGGGCCAAUCAUCGCAGCUUCCUGAUGACGCUCCUCCUGUUCCUGUUAACCUCCCUGUACGGGAUCAGCCUGGUGCUGCGCACCGUGUGCCCCCGCCAGAAUGUGCUAAUCGCCCUGCUCUACUGCCCUGGAGUCUACAGCCAGUACAGCUCGGCCCUCUGUUUCACCUGUGCCUGGUAUAGCAGCAUCGUGACGGGCGGCAUGCUCCACCUCCUGGUCCUCCAGCUCAUCAACGUCAGCUACAACGUGACGGAGCGCGAGGCGCGGCUCGCCCUGCGGGACAAGACCGGCCGCACUCUCCUCUGGGGCCUCAUCAUCGACACCGGCGUCUAUUCGCAGGGUUUCCGCCACAACUGGGCAGAAUUCCUGACUAUGGCCGACAACAACGACCCCUCCGAACGAUCGCCACCCGCCUUCACAGAAUUAGUGUAGGACUAUGUAGCCUUCACCCUCAGUGUUGAACAACUGGCAGGCAGCCUACCAAACUCUGGUUUCUGACUCUUCUCCGUUUUUGAUAUUCUGAGCACUGACAUACCUGCGUCAAACAGUUGUGAUUUGCUGUGUUGGUUUCCCUUGGAAGCCUGAACGUGGUGGAACUGCAUUGGAGGAAGCAGCCACUCCAGCUCUUUGGCUCAGUUCCCUAAACCUCCAGUUGGGGGCACUGUUGUGCCAUGUCUUCUCCUCAGUGCAGGUACAGGUACACACAGUCCUUGAGUGUGUGAGGAAAAGGUUUAUGGGGUGGGUAUUGGGGAUAUGUGGUAAAACACAGCUAACAGUGACAUCAGCACCACACCUUCAGAAGCAUUUCAGUGUGUCUUGCCUUUUCCAUUUAUUUAUUUCUCUGCAGCUUAUCUUUGUCCAAAGCCUCAUUUCUUUCUUUGACUGUUGAUCCAUUGACCUUCUGAGCCCUCCAGAGAGUGAUGUAAUUAUGGCCUUCUCAAAGUCAACCAGACAGUUCACUAGUUCAUCAAUAGAAAUCUUUGCUUAUUGCCAGAACUCUGAAUCAAUCUUCUAGAACGCGAAAGUGAGUUCAAUCACCCCUAUUGGCUCCUCCCUGACUGUGUAAAAAACAUCAUUAGUUAACACCCCCGGUGAUUCCUUCCCAGAUGUUGCAUGGAUCCAGGUCCAACAUCAUCCGUCCAGGUCUGUUCUAAAGGCAGCUGCUUCACAAGCCAACACUUUUUUUUUUUGGUGAAUAUGUCACUAGAAAUGACUUUUUAGACUCAUGAAUAUUUACAGGUGAUGAAGCAGAUGUGGUUUCGAACGCUUCCACCUGCCUGCCUGUCUCACAUUCCCCUCUGAAGACGCAAAGUGUAAGGCACCUCUUUAAAUAGAUGAAACACUUUCAGGGGGCGUCAUUAGGAUAAUUUGUACCAUCUGUGUUUGAGAAGGUGUGUAGAAGGCUUCAUCACAGAAGCAUACAUGAAAGCACAGACCAAUCAAACUCACUUCAGACACAACUUGGCUUCCUGAUUGAGUUGUAAUUACAAUCCUGCAUAAUUGCAGUAUCUGAAACAGCUUAGUUCUAAUAAGAAUAACAUAAUGUAUGUCCCUAAGAUAACACAUGGAAGAAAAUAAACAAUUGGUAAACUUGAGGAAAGAAAUGAAAUAAAAUAUAUGUUCAGAGACAAAUAGUGGACCACUA